Pseudocercospora fijiensis CIRAD86 is the source of this 291-nucleotide messenger RNA. RefSeq lists its product as uncharacterized. The transcript is spliced from 5 exons. The record is from RefSeq and is a predicted model, not a curated record. The coding region runs from base 1 to 291 and encodes 96 amino acids. NCBI's taxonomy places the organism in Eukaryota, Fungi, Ascomycota, Dothideomycetes, Mycosphaerellales, Mycosphaerellaceae.
AUGCUUAUAAGCGACAGCAAAUCUACACCGAGUCCGGUCCUUGGCUGCACUUCCGGAUUUGGACUGAUUCGCACUACAGGCCUUGUGAUGGCAAGACUUCCCCGCGUGGGAACUCCGUCAAUCGUCGAGCUGCCCCCAUAUCAUGGUCGAAGUUGCGGACGCAUCGGCAUCAAUCGAUCCCUUACCCGCAUUGCUCCCAGCCCACGAUGUCGAGACAUCGCAUGGAGAAUGGCUGAUAGCCGUAUUGAGAUUGCUGUCCUAGUUGUGCUCCCGUCUUCGAUGGCCAUCUAG